AUGAUAAACGGUGGGACAAAUAAGUGUAUAUUUUUUUUGUUGUUUAAAAUGUAUUUUAUAAAUACUCAUUUAUCGAGGAUCUGGAUAGUGUUAGCAUUGUGUUUCUAUUGGUUUUGUGUGGUGAAUUCGCAGUGCCAAGUCGCGCAAACCUGUGUCCACGACGCCACAGUUUCUGAUUGUCUUGCUGGCGAAGUUUUGGCACCAAAUGUACACAUUUUCAAUUGUUGUCCUGCGUGUCGACUACCUGGCCCGACUGAUCCGGGCGAUGGUACGGAGUGCAAACCACCUUCUAGCUGUUUACCUGAUGGUUCUUUUGGACCAGUACAAUGCAAAGGCGAUAUGUUCACAGGACGGUGUUUCUGUUCCGAUAAAGAUGGAAACAGAAUAUUUGGACAAAUGUGGCGGAAUGAAGCUAGUGACAUGAGUUGCGCAUGUAGCAGAAGACGAGCCGAAAUAGAAGCAUCGGGAAGAAAAUUUGUAACACUACACUGUACUGGUAACGGUGAUUAUGAGCCCUUACAAUGUGAUGAUGGGCUAUGCUGGUGUGCAAAUGUUAAAACGGGACAGCCAACGGUCACCCCAGUUCCGCAAGAAGAUAUGAAGCGUUUGCCGUGCUAUAGUGCGGGAGUGGCAGGCGAGCAAUACUUGCGAAGAUGUGAAAGUUUAGUUCAGUCAAUGGCAACGAUUAAUCAAGAGCAAGCAGAACAUGGCACUAAGUUUUUCGGUAACCCCACGACAUUCUGUGCUUAUGAUGGAAGCUAUGGACCGUUUCAAAUACGGAACGGAGUUGCAUACUGUAUUGGAAGGGAUGGUGAGAUACUGGGUUCGUGGCAAGUUAUAAGCAGUGAAAUGUCUAGAAUGAAUUGCAAUUGUGCUCGCGACACCAUGAUAUAUUUCCCAGAACGGGGCAUGACUGUGACGGAAAUAUGUUUGGCUAAUGGCAACUACCAACCGCAUCAGAACGUUGGAGACGUAUACUAUUGUGUUGAUACUGACGGUUACCCGAUAGAGUUUCUAGAUGAAUGGCCUUCGGAUAGAUGUGCCAGUUACGCCUGAGAAAUUAUGCUUUAUACACAUUCACAAUUUAUUAC
Molecule: messenger RNA, 1091 nt
Organism: Bombyx mandarina (wild silkworm)
Lineage: Eukaryota; Metazoa; Arthropoda; Insecta; Lepidoptera; Bombycidae
Biological process (GO): cell-matrix adhesion
Cellular component (GO): basement membrane
Source: RefSeq, a predicted model, not a curated record